Pyricularia grisea is the source of this 2424-nucleotide messenger RNA. RefSeq lists its product as uncharacterized. The coding region runs from base 1 to 2424 and encodes 807 amino acids. The record is from RefSeq and is a predicted model, not a curated record. NCBI's taxonomy places the organism in Eukaryota, Fungi, Ascomycota, Sordariomycetes, Magnaporthales, Pyriculariaceae. The transcript has a single exon.
AUGGAUACAGCCGCUGGGAUCACAGAAAGCGAACGCUCCUCGUCGCCUGAGGAUGGAACCUACAAACCACCAAAAGGACUAGAAGAUGGUUACGAUUCUGCCGCUACGGCUGGAGGGAAUGGAUCUAGGGAUAGCGACUACCAAGUCGAUCCCAGCUCUUCAGAGUGGGAUCUCGACACCGACGACGUCCGCUCAAUCUCGUCAACGGAGCUGCGCGAGGCCCGACCAAACCGUUGGAAGGGCCCAGCAUCGACGUGGCGUGCCUUGACUGAACAGGACCGCCUAACUCAUGAGGCGUUUGUGUCUUUGCGAAAUCAGGAUUUGUCUGCUCACUUGUACACUGCUUUCGCACUCAAGCGGCGGGGACAGAUGCAAGGCGGUGGUGAUGCCGAGACGGACAACGACGCAGAAGACGAGGAGGAUGCCGAUUUCGAUAUCGUCACGGGCGCCCGUGUGCGCGGUUCUGACUGGGUACCGCCAAGAUCUUGGACCGCCUGGCCUCUGCGUUCGCACCUUGUUCCCAAUGACUACGAGUUGAUGACAGCCUCGGCAUCAGGGGAUCCUCUUGAUUCAUAUACGUUGCGACGAACUGUCGCGCCAGAGGAAGGAUCCUCACGGCCUGCAGCAGCUCUAGAGGACCUACUCUGUGCGACCAUGGUGCGGACCGCAACGGAUCGAUUCCGUCGACGACAAGCACUGGGCCAUGUUGACAGUGAAAACAAUCCCGUCUCUCAACAUGGCCAACAGGAGCGUCCAGGCACUCCCAACGACCAGUCAGAGGACGGCGAAUGGCCUACCAGUAGCCCACCAUCGGCACAGCUGCACUCGUCCUCGCCACCGCGAGCCAGCCCUGCGCACCCAAUCGAAAACAGAACCUACAUUCCGUCGGCUGCGACUGACGAUGACGGAUCCAACGCUCUUCUUCGUCCCGCCGCUCGCCGGAUUCUGGAAUCUCUGGAUGCAACCCUGCUCCGGCUUCACGAUGCACGCGUUCGCGCCACCAUGGAUCUGUCCGAGCCUUCGGGGACUUCUUCUUCGGAACAGGAAGAGGAGACAGAAGCGUCGGAACACGGAUCGGCUACUUCGGGUAGCAGAAAGCGUGGGCGUGGACGGCCGCGCAGUACAAAACCCAUGGUAACCCCAACGUUCAUGGAGCCGGAGAAAGCUGGACGCGGGAACAAGCGGAGGGUCGGGCGUCCCAAAAGAGUAUACGUACCACGGGAUGGAGAAACGGAGAACGAAAUGUUGAUCCGUGUAGCAAAGGAAAGGCAUGAGAAGAUCCCUGUGCUUAGCGACAGCAAGGAACAUUCCCGCAGGGAGGCGUCAACAGAGGGGGCCUCCACCGACAGGAACCCCUCAAAAUCCAAGUCUCAUCGUUCAAAGGGGAGCGUUAUUCUCAAGCUCGAGGGCGAGACCGAGCGGCAGUAUCAAGUCCGAGUAGCCAGGGAGAAACAUUUGAAGUUGCCCGAGUUUCUUUCCGAUGACGAAGACGCCCCGGGGGAUGUGACGCAAUCCCCCAGACCAGACGUUGUUAAGCAGGGAUUCGCUGCGGAUAUUGAGGUGGACGAGGAGUUGACCAUUGAGGAAGCCGCGGAUAGGAAAAUCCGCCAAAAGAAAACAACAAUGAGCCGAUGGCCACUGCGCGACUGGAGUGACGUUGUCGGCGCUGCCGCGCUCGCGGGCUUCUCGCCUGCUGUCGUCGCGCGUGUAACGCAGCGAUGUGCGAAUCUCUUUGGCCAGACCAUGGAGAUACACACAAUAACCGAAGUGCCGGUAGUCGGGAGCCGGAAGCGGAAGCGAACGGGUAUGGUCACGAAGAAGUACCGACCUGGCGGGUCAUUGUCGGAGACAUCGCUCACACCUGGCGGCGAGGAUGGCAGCGACACGGAUAGCAGGGCCAGUGACAGCAGUACCAGCCGCAUCAAGAAGCAGCGCCUCCGGAGCUUGAGCCGCGAGCCCGCACUACGCGGUGACAUCGCAGUGGGAUUCUCUUCUGACGAGGAAUUCGACCGCGACACCGGGGUCAAACCUAGAAGUGGGCGAGCAAGCAGCGCAGCCCCGCCGGAUCUGGGGUUCUUUUGCCCGCACGCCGCCUGCAGUAGGUUCACCAAGGCUUUUACACGUCGUGACAACCUGGCUCGCCACAUGAAGUUCGUGCAUGGAGAAGCAGACCCUAGUCAUGGCCGGAGUCAAAGCCGGAGUCGGAACCGCGGGCCGGCUCGGAGCGAAGACGACGGUGACGAGGAUGAAGUCGAGGGUGGGGAGGACAGUGCGGCCGAGAUGGACGGCGCUGUUCACGUCGAUGGGUUCCUCAAGCCCAUCAAGAUUAGGCAGGGAUGGCGAGCGGAGGAUUCUAUAAAGAGUACGCGCCGGCGGGGACGGAGCAGACGAGAGAGACGAGACUCUGAUGGCCACGAAUCUUGA